AUGCUCAGUACGGCGGAGGAAGUGUUGCUCCAGCCUGCGCCCUACGACGCACAGUGCGAGGAGCUGCUGCGCCGGAUCACGGAACUGGCCAUCCUGCACGAGCAGUCUGACGAGGCAUUCCUCGAUUCGAUCGGUCGCCGAGGCAAAUCCGGCACUUUCACGUCGGAUGUGGACGGUGGCUUGCUGGUGCAGGCGUUACGCUCGCCGGAUUUCCGGGAGAAGGGCGGACUGACUCGGUGCCUGAUCUCGUCCAGGCUGUUGGUCUCCGGCCUCCUAGAGUCCGUGGUUGGGGAGUUGACUUGUUGGCGCUCUCAUCCUAGCGAGAGCGACCUCCAGGCCUGGAGGCGAUGGGACAAGACGUAUGAGCGCCUGGCUUCGCGCGUGGCCGCAGUGCAACAGGCAGAGAAUGCCAAGAGGGCCGUCCCCACAGCCGACCCCAUGGCACCGCGAUGGCGUUGCCUGGAGGCCGGGAGUCGACAGCUCUGCAAGCGAGAAGGGUGA
Molecule: messenger RNA, 501 nt
Organism: Symbiodinium sp. CCMP2456
Lineage: Eukaryota; Dinophyceae; Suessiales; Symbiodiniaceae
Source: the annotation of a GenBank genome assembly